This is a messenger RNA of Drosophila grimshawi, 2525 nucleotides long. RefSeq lists its product as uncharacterized. The transcript is spliced from 3 exons. The coding region runs from base 121 to 1587 and encodes 488 amino acids. Lineage: Eukaryota; Metazoa; Arthropoda; Insecta; Diptera; Drosophilidae. The record is from RefSeq and is a predicted model, not a curated record.
CAACGCCAUCGCAAAGUAUAUACAGAAAUCAAAUAAGAAUUUUUUGCAAAUCGGAAUCGCGCUUAAAUAACCAUAAUAAACAUUGAAAACAAAAACGUUAAUUGGAAUUUCGGCAGCACAAUGAAACUAGAGGAGCUUUUGACAAAGGGCGCACCAUCGCCGCAGGAGGACGACGACGAUGAUGAAAAGGCGGAGUCGAAAACAAAAGCCACAAAUGCCUCUGAUGAGGGGGUGGAGAACGCUGAAGAUGCUGCCGAAGAGUCUGCUGAAAAGGAAAGCGCAACGGGCAAGAAAAAAGGCACACGCAAAAAACGCUCUUUAAAUUGGGAGGAAGCCGAACGCGGUCUGCUCCUGGAGGUAAUCAAAACAAAAGUCGCAUUCGUUGAGAAUCGCAGCGUCGAUGCCAAAAGCAUCAAGGCCAAGCGACUGGCCUGGUCCCAAAUAACCAAACAAUUCAAUGCGCUAAACUUUCGACAUCGACUGCUGGAGCAGAUUCAGGUCCAGUGGCGCAGCAUGAAGAACUCCGCCAAGCGCGAACAUCAGCAGAAGCAUCCCAAAUCAGAUGCAUUGGAGGGCAUGCGGAUGAUUGAGUUUAUGGAGGAGCUGCAAAAGGAUCCGGUAUCGUCGCGCAGUCAAACGCGCAGCGGCACCAAUGGUGCCGUCGGUGUGCCACUGAAAAAGGAGCUGCUCGAACUGGACGAGGAUGAGGAUAUGCCGCUGGCCGCCCUGCCAAAUUCGACAAAUGCCAGCGAAGAUACACUGCAAACAUCCACCAUAGCCAUACCCUCACCACCGCCCUCCACCGCCGGCGGCGACUCGCAGCAGGAGAGCGCCCAGCCACAGCAAGCGCCAAAUCGGCGCAAACGUGCCAAAGCCAAACCGCAGCUGAGCAACAACAACAGCAAGGAUGACACGGAUCCUGGCACAGCCGGCCCGGCAGACAACGAGAAAACAUCACCGACCCGUAAAAGACGACAGCGCAAUCAUUCACAGGCACAAUCGGUGCUUUCGGAAGAUUUUAGUCCUGAAGCGCCGGCUGCUGGUCAUGCCGCUGCUGUGGCUGGUCCCUUUACGCCUACAGCUGUUGCAAGUGAGAUAAUUGGCUGCGUAGACACCGAGGAUAAAUACAAACAGCAGCUGUUUAAGCUGCUGAAACAGGCGCGUCUCGCCGAGAUCGAUUAUGCACGUCGCGAACACGAGCAGCGGCUGCGAUUCGAGCAAAUGGAGCAGGAGCUGAAGAUGUCGUAUUACCGGCAGGAGCAGGACCUCAAGUUGCGACAGAUGCGCGAACAGCACGACAUACGAUUGAGGCAGCAGCGACGCGAGCAUGAGGCACGUCUCAGCGUUUACAAUCAAAGCGGUAGCGCCUACAAUAGCAAUGGCGAAACGCAACAGGGUAAGCAGCUGGGCCAAGGACACUGCCAGGGACAGGAGCCGCAGACGCCAAUGCGCUGCAAUCCCAAAACGGAAUACAAUAACGUGCACUUGGAGAGCGGCACAGCACAGCCCCAGGCAUCGACAUCCUCCAGUUGCAGCAGCACGGAAGCAGCGCUGGCGCUAAAUGUCAACUCCCUGGCCUACAACUAGUUGUUGUAAAUGGAAAUGAACAUUAUCCACACACACAAACACACUCACACAACAACAACAACACCAACAAACGCCACCCACAACAACAAAUACGAAAUUGCCAGCAUUUAAUGGUAGAACAAAAUGAAAAAAGAAAAGAACUUAGCUUGAAAUGCGUUUAGCGAAAUGUAGCCGACUCUCAAAGUCUCCCAAGAAAAAAAGAAAACAAAAACAAUACAAGAUAAAACGGUUAUCUUUGGCAUGCCGAAGUUUGCAUGCCCUUGCAGAGCAAAGUCCUUUAGCUCAUAUCUAAAUUUAAGUAAUCGUAAAACUGUUCGUGUUCCGGCUACAUGACAAAAAGGUUAGGAGUUUCUAUGGCAGCUACAUGAUAUAGUAAGCCGUAAGAUCAUGAAUAUAUAUAUAUAUAUAUAUACUUUCUAGAGACCUCUCUUCCAAUACACUCUGCAAGGGUAUUAAUUGAAAAUAAACAAUAAGAACACUCAGACUAAUCAUGAAUGAAAAAUCGAAUAAUGAUUCGAAUACGAAAUACUCACGUUGCCACAUGCAGGUUCAUGUCUCGUCCUGCUCUGACAAAAUCCAUGGACUGUUAAUUUGUGUGCAUGCCACAACACAGACAACAUCAUACACACACACUCACUCACACACACAUUUGCAUUUUUCAAUAUUAGUAUUAUUAUAUUUGUAUCCUGGUAUCUGUUAAGUGAACUUGCUCUACCAACAAAAAAAAACUUAUGAAUUUAUCAAUUUGUGGAUCGCGGUUGUGUCACAAGAACAACAAAAACCAAUAAGAAAAGAACAAAAACAAAAAAAAAAAGAAAAAUACUCAAAGAACACACGAAACUCGAAACUCAUCAAGAACUCAACUCAGUAUUCUAUUUUGCCACUGUAUUACAACAAACAAAUUCUCCUUUUGCAGCUAUGUUAAGUUUUUGAUUUGU